CUGAAGAAAACGGCUUUCAAACUGUUUGGAGGGAAGAGGAGCAUCUGUACGCUGCCCAGUUUCUUCGGAGGCAGAAACAAAGGCCAGGGGAAAGCAGCCUCUAAAAAGGGCCUCGUUAAAUGUAAGACCCACGACGGGCUCAGCGGGGCUGCGUACGACAAGGGCGACGGGGCGCAGCUGGAGAGCCCUUCGGAGGGGAGCAGGGACUCGCAGCCUUGCCCUUUGCCCAGCUCCCAAAGCGCUCACUCGGCCGUAGACACCGGCGCCAAGUUUGAUUUCGGCCAGGGGGACAGCUCUCCACCCGGGAGUAUCGAGGGCUGUGAGAAAAAGCCCAACGGAGAGAAAUCCUCCUUUCCCAGACCCAAAAAAGGCCUGAAAGGGUUUUUUAACAGCAUCCGGCGUCACCGGAAGAGCAAGGUUGCCGAGUGUGAGAAGGCAGAGCGCCCCGAGUGGCCCGGGGAUUCGGAGGAGGCCAGCAAAGCUCCUGGUGUGGGAGUGGAGAGCCAAGGGGCCGCGGAGGGACGGGGACUGGGACCCGGCCCUCUGGCUGCGGCCUGCCCGGGGAGCUCGGAGGGUGACCCCUCGGUGGGCACGGCGGCCAAUGCGGCGGCCACGCCGGGGAAGAGGGAGGUUCUGGAUACGAAAUCGGAGGGUGACGCUGGCUACGGAGAGUUUGACCACGGCAAUCUGCUGCUGGCCUUUCAGCCGGACUUCAUGGACCACGACCCUCCCUGCCUGCACUCUGGGGACCUGCUGAGCCUCAUCUUAGGAGACGUCACGUCCCUGAAGAGCUUUGAUUCCCUGACGGGGUGCGGGGACGACAUUGCUGAGCCCGACAUCGCCGAGAGCACCAUCUCUGUGGAGCGCAGCAGAGACGCUACUAAACGCAGCUCCUGCCUGGUCACCUACCAGGGCGGUGGGGAGGAGAUGGCCAUACCCGAGGAGGCGGAGGAGUACCUCCACCAGAUAUGGAACGGCAGCGUGGCAGGGGAGAGGAGCUAUGGAGCCCAGGUGUCAAGCAGCAGUUUGGAGACACAUGCCUCGCACGAGGCGGAAGCCCACCCCUACCUGGGGGAUGCGAUGGACGGCGUCGACCUCCUGACGCCACAGAGUGACCAGCAAGAGUCCGCCCCUAAUAGCGAUGAGGGUUAUUACGACUCCACCACGCCGGGGCCGGAGGAUGAAGGCGGAGAUGGGCUGGGUGAGAUCAAGAAGGACCGUCUUCCCCGCGACAGUUACAGCGGCGAUGCGCUUUAUGAGUUCGAUGCGCUGAUGAGCCCCUCUCACGGGGAGGAAUCCCUGUUCGAGAGCAAAGUCUCACGCCCGGGGAUCUUCAGCUAUUUCUUGGACUUCUGCCUCCCUGCUGAGAAGAGCCUGAUCCAGAUGAUGGAUCAGAAAAGAGGGCUGAUGGAAACGGAGGAAGUUUUUGCCAUUCAGAAGCAGCUGCUGUACUGGGAGCUGCAGAGGGAACCGGUCUUGAAACGACUCGACGUUCCCAGCAAGGAGAAGUGUCCCCGGGAAAAGCAGUGCGUUGAAUGUAAAACUAGAGCAGCCAGCUCGAUUGGCAAGAAUCAGAGUGGCCUUGGUAGCGAGCAGGUGGCCUCGCACGCCCCAAACAGGGGUGUGAAUAGUGGGGUUUCGGUGGCUAGAGCUGAAAAUCCAGAGUGGAGGGAUUUUCCAGGGACUGGGUGUCCAGAGAACUGUUGCAAGAGCCAAAAAGCCCAAGGAAGUUGCCUUAUUCAGCUCACAAAGAACAACCCGGGGUUCGAUUCGGACCCAGAUUGUGGGUUGUUUGGGGACUCCAUCCACGGUGGCAUAGCCCCAGCCAAAGCAGGGAUGUUCCCCGGCUACAGGCUCCCAGAGCACGAGCGUGGCGGCGGAGCGGAGACCACCGCCGGCAAGGCCCAGGUGGGCAGCGAAUGUGAGCCCGAGCACGCUGUGAGCUUCUCCUCGCAGGCGCUGGUGGAGUUCGCCAGCAGCGGGACCCUCUUCUCCAGCCUCUCCGAAAGUCUGGGGAGCUCUGCCUCCAGCUCUUCCUUCACCCAGAACCUCCCUGCCCUCCCCACCAUGGUCACCUUCGACGUCGUCGACGUGGAGCAGGAAGGAGAAGGGGAGUGCGAGCAGCACCCCGAGAUGAACGCCGGUGAGGAUAUUGCCGAGGCCUUUGACGAUGGCUACGGACAGAAAGAGUCGUUGGCCGAAUGUGACGAGAGAAUGUCCCCGGGCUACAGCCCGGGCUCCUUCCAGAGCUGCAACUGGGGUGUCACCAGCCUGCCCCGCCACCUGCGCCUCCACGGGCUGAGCCCCUCCAUGCCAGCGCCGCUCUCCGUCGACCGGAGGAGCCGGUCACUCGACACGGAGAGCCUGGAGUUUGAGCUUGCUGACUUGCAGGUUGCCAAGAGCGGCCCUCAGGCGGGCCGGCUCUGGUCGAAGCAGGAGGGUGGCAAAAAGGACUCGGGCGGAGCGAGGAGGAGCAGGAGCAAGGAGGAGGGUGAGCUGGUGGCUCCCGACGGUGGGUUGAGCUGGCCUGGCUUGCAGCACCUC
Leptosomus discolor (cuckoo roller) is the source of this 2544-nucleotide messenger RNA. The record is from RefSeq and is a predicted model, not a curated record. Lineage: Eukaryota; Metazoa; Chordata; Aves; Leptosomiformes; Leptosomidae.